Molecule: messenger RNA, 8622 nt
Organism: Helicoverpa zea (corn earworm)
Lineage: Eukaryota; Metazoa; Arthropoda; Insecta; Lepidoptera; Noctuidae
Product: transcriptional regulator ATRX homolog
Exons: 29
Coding region: 192-6248 (2018 amino acids)
Cellular component (GO): nucleus
Molecular function (GO): ATP hydrolysis activity; ATP binding; ATP-dependent chromatin remodeler activity
Source: RefSeq, a predicted model, not a curated record
GUCUAUGGUUUUUUUUAUUUGGUUUUUGGAAAUUGCGAAUCGCAACAUUUCUUUGCAUUAAUGCUCGACGGUCGUUGUCAUUGAAUUUUAUUCCUAUAAUAAUUAAUGGUUUUUAUAAACAUUCUGUGUAAUUAAUAUAGUAACUAAUAUAGACACAAGAUUAAGAUACGUACUCCAUUGUGAAAAGUGAAAUGGCCGCCGAGGUGCCUGUUUGUGAUGUACUUUGCGAGGCGAUGGAAUAUUUAUCCAAACUCGGCACUAAUUUACGAACACGAUCCGAAAGUCUGAAGGAAAAGAGAAUUAGUAAAAAUAAGUUAAGAAAUGCGCAUGCCGUUCAUAAAGCCGCCCAAAAAGUGCUUCUUAUAUGUGAAUUGUCUAAAAGAUCGCUGGAGAAUGUUGAAACCGGAGUGCGAAAAGUUCUGUCUAUAGUGAACGCAUCUCAGGCGGACACCGGUAAAGGCGGGAAAAACAUUGAUGUGAAAAAUCAUGAAACCAAUGAUAAGUUUUAUUAUUUUGAACAUGACUCAUUUAAAUUGCGCGUAUCCAAGAAAGUUCCAGUGAAGCAUUUUAGGAGUGUUAAAGUGCUUGCCAAAAGAAUGCCUGUCUCCAUGCAAGAAAAAUAUCCUGUAUAUUACGAUUGUAAACUUAAGCAACAGAGAAAAAAACAAUGUCGAAAACUGUUUGAAGAAGAGCAAGAAGUAACUUCAAAGAGGAGAUUAUCAACAUGUAGUCCUCGCAAAAAUCAUAUUAACAGUAAGUCUCAAGAUAGUCAAGAAGAUACAAAUGAAGUUGUUUUGUCUGAUGCAAGUGAAUCUAAUAAAUGUAGUAAAGAUGAGAAGUCUAGGAGAAAAAGUACUGUUAUUAACAUGCAGAAAAUAUCCCUAGAUGAAAAAACGGCGGAUGCUACUUCUGCCGAGGCAGUAGAAAAUGAAGAUGAAAAUUCCAUAAGUGAGAAGAGUAAGAAUGAACAAACGAGUAUCAAAUUAGUUUAUUCACAAACAAAAACUAGACCAGCAAGUGCUCAAGGUAAAGAAGAUUCGUCAGUAUCAGAACUAAUUGAAUCUUUUGCAAAUGUUGCUAAAGUCGAUGAUAAAAAAGCUACCCAAAGUAGUGAUAAAAAACAAGAAAAAGAAAAGGAAGCAAACAUUGUGAGGAAGAAGUUUAGUAAGAUCAAAAUUGUUGAUGAUAGCUCAGACAGUGAGAACUCUGUGAAAGAUAAAUCUAAGGAUUCCACUCAAACUAAAAUACAGUCUGAUAAAGAAGAUAAUGAGGAAACGGUAACAGAACCUAAAUCUAAAAAAAGUAAAUACUGUGAAAAUGAUAGUGACUCUAAGAGUAAGGCAGAAUUAGAUAAUAAUUCAAUACGAACAGAUAAUAGUGAAAAUGAUUCUAAACCUUUAAUAAGAUGUGUAAAUAUAACUAAGCUACUUAAACCUGACGUAGCUGGUAUAUUGAAUGGCAAGCAACAGAGAACAAGCAAACCACAACUAGCCAAAAAAAUGGGAAUGUGUGCCAGUAAGAAUAACAACAAACAAAAGGACCUAAGACAGUAUAUAAACGUAAAUAAUGAUUCAGAUGAAGAAUUUUGGACACAAAAAAGAAAAGAAGUCAAGUUAUUUAAACCUAAGAAGUUAACUAUAGAUAUAAAUAAGUUACCUGCUUUUACUGAAAAAUUUUUGCUUUGUCAUAAACUCCAAAAAAUUAUACAAGGCAGCAAAAUCAUUUAUGAGUUACCAAAAGUAAAUAACAAAGAAACUGAGCAGAAAGUGGACAAUAUAAAUGAGGUUAAAAAUGCUCUGCUUAUUGAAUCUGGAUCUGAAGACAAUGAGAGUAUGUCAAAUGAGGUGCGGAAUGUCAUAAACUCACUUCUUAACGAUUCUGAUUCUGAAUUAAAAGAUGAAGCUACUCAAAAUAGUAAAACAGAUAGUGAAAAAACUAGUCAAAUGAAUUGUGAUCAAUUAAUAGAUCCAGCAGCAAUAAAAGAUGCACUUCUAAAUGAAUCUGAUCCAGAAAAUAAUGAAAACACUGAUGUAACUAAAAAUACAACCAGUGAUACCAUUACCACAGAAAAUGAAAAAGAUGCUGACAGAAUUAAAAGUUCUUUGCUGAAUGACUCAGAUUCUGAUUGCAAUCAUAAAGAUGACAAGACUAAUUCAAAACCUGAUGACAAGCAUUCUGACUCUAAUGCUCCAGACGAAUCAACACUAGUUCCUAAAAUAAAGUCAUCUCUUUUACAUGAUUCGUCUGAUGCUGGUUCAGAGUCAACAAUGAUAAAAAGGAAGAAGAGAAAAUUAAGUAGGACCAAGAAAAAGCAUGGCUUGAAAAGUAUGCAAGCUAAAAAGACGCUCUUAAAUCAUUCAUUAAGUUCAGAUGAUGAAGAGCAUUCUCAGGAGCUUGAUGCAGCUUCUAAAAAACGCAAUUAUAAAGUUAGACGGAAAUCGCGUAUUUCAAGUUCCUCUUCUGGCAAGGAUAAUCUAAAUUCUAACUCAAAGGAUACAGGCAAAAGCGACAGGUCAUCAGGAGAGGAUAACAGUACUGACAAGCUUGAUGAACAUUCAGAUUCCAGAGUUAGCAAGAUGGUACGCUCUAAAGCAAAACCCAGUGGGAGCAGCGGCCAGAAUUCAGACAACCAAGAUGCAAGGGACAAAGAAAUUGAUGGACUAACAGACUUGAGUAGUUUAAAUAAACCACAUCGACGGCGCGACCCAUCGUCGAACAACACUGGCAGUCGGAGCUCUGCGAGGAAGAAUAACAAAUCAAAUUCCACGCCAGUACUGGGUGAAGACUUGCUGCAGGCUGCCAGCAGCUCUGAAGUUUCCGAAGAUGAUAAUGUCAUAGAAGAAGAUUUGCCUGCAGUAACAAUACCAGGACUCAAUGGUGAUAGCAUCAGUCACUUAGCUAAAGAUGACUUGCUGGGUGACAGUGAUUCUUCAGUCGCACCUGAGAAAGAACCCAGUGAACAUGAGGAAACCCAAAAUGGUGAAGAGUCAGAUGAGGAAAAUGUACAAUUAAAACGGCAACGCAAACAGAACGCGAUAUCAUCCGACUCGGAAGGCGGGACCUCGAAUCGUAAACAAAUUGACGAGGAUGUCCGAGUCAGCGACUUUGAAGACUCGGAAGACGAAAGCUCCGAGUCCGCUAAGCGCAAGCGGAAGAAGAAAGGCUCGGAAAGCGAUGGGUCUGUGGAGUCUGGGAAUGAUGGAGGUAAAAAGAAACGUCGACGUAUAAAACAAGUGAAAGACAGCGAUGCAUCUGGAUCGGACACAGAAAAUGAAGGAAGGAAUAAACAUGGCAGGAAGAAUAUACGUAAGGUCAUGGGUAAGAAUCAAUUGGAGGAGGCAACUAAAAAGGCAGCGCGCGAAGAAAAAGAGAGAAUGGCUCGUAUUACGGAAAGACAGAAAUUGUACAAUAACUUGGACUUUGACGAAUCUGGCAAACCAGAUGAAGUGGUUCUGGAGAAGGUGGUCUUGGAUUUCGAUCCUGAAACAAAAGAACCUCUGAUCGAGGUCGAUAGGGGACUUGUUAAAAAACUGAAACCACAUCAGGCGAACGGUAUAAAAUUCAUGUGGGACGCUUGCUUUGAGAGCGUCAAACGUAUCAAGAAGGACAAAGGCUCCGGGUGUAUACUUGCCCACUGCAUGGGUCUGGGUAAAACUUUACAAGUGAUAUCCCUAACCCAUACCCUGCUGAUCCACGGCAGCCUGACGGGCGUGAACCGAGUGCUGGUGGUGUGUCCGCUGUCCACCGUGCUCAACUGGGUCAACGAGUUCCGCAUGUGGCUCAAACAUGCACACUCCGAGUUCGAAGUUGAUAUCUAUGAGUUGUCCAGAUACAAGCAGAACUCUGAGCGAGCGUUCCAGCUGCAGCAGUGGCUGUCGGGCGGCGGCGUGUGCGUGCUCGGCUACGAGAUGUUCCGCAACCUCUCCGCCGACAACAACCGCAAGUUCAAGAAGAAGAUGCUCAAGAGCUUCCAGGAGAGUCUCGUCGAUCCAGGACCAGAUUUGGUGGUUUGCGAUGAAGGGCAUCUCCUGAAGAACGAGAAGACCAGUCUAUCGCAGUCCAUGAACAGAGUGAAGACGCGACGCCGCAUCGUACUCACCGGCACACCGCUACAAAAUAACUUGAAAGAAUACUACUGCAUGGUAACAUUCGUGAAGCCGAACCUGCUGGGUAAAUACAACGAGUAUCUGAAUCGCUUCGUGAACCCGAUCACCAACGGCCAGUACACCGACUCCACGGAACAUGACAUCAAGAUCAUGAAGAGACGGUCGCAUGUACUGCAUAAAAUGUUAGAUGGAGCUGUACAGAGGAGGGAUUACGGGGUGCUGGCGCCUUUCUUACCUCCGAAGCACGAAUAUGUGUUGUUUAUAACUCUGUCGGAAGUGCAAAUUAAACUUUAUCAACAUUAUUUGGAUAACUAUUCUAGAAGACCGUUACCGGGCAAGUCGUCGGGCUUCCUGUUCCCCGACUUCCAGUCUCUACAGAGGAUAUGGACGCACCCGCUCGUGCUCAAGUACAACUCUGAGCGAUAUGAGAUUAUGCAACAAAAGAAGAGGGAGAGAGAAGAAGAAGAGUCUGAAGGAUCUUUAGUUGAUUUUAUAGAUGAUGAUUCUACUCCAGAAGAGACUUCAACAGAAGAAUCUUCUGAUGACCUAUCAGACAUGAGCGACGAUAGCCGCAAGAAGAGUAAGAAGAAGAAAUCAGCCAAGAAGAGCAAAGCGAAGGAGUCGAAAGUGGGCACGCGGCGCGGGACGCGGGCCAAUCCAGGUAGCGUUGAAGUGGAUGAAGAAGACCAAGACAUAUCUGAAGUAGUGGAGGUCCGCAACGAGAACCCGACGGAGUGGUGGAUCAAGCUGGUGGACGAUGAAGAAUUAGAUGACAUGCGGAACUCACAUAAACUUGUGUUGUUGUUCGAUAUAUUGAGGCAGUGUGAAGCUAUUGGGGAUAAGCUGCUGGUGUUCUCGCAGUCGCUGUAUUCACUAGACCUGAUAGAACAUUUCCUCGGCAAAGUGGACGAGGCCACGCAGGAGGGACGCAUCGACGAGAAACUAGGAGGACAUGUCGGUUCUUGGUCACCGGGCGUGGAUUACUUCAGACUGGACGGCUCUACUUCGUGUGAGAACAGAUCUAUUUGGUGUAAGAACUUCAACAAAGAGGAUAACCCGAGAGCUAGAUUAUUCCUAAUAUCAACCCGUGCCGGUGGUCUGGGCAUUAACUUGGUGGCCGCCAACCGCGUCGUUAUAUUCGACGUGUCGUGGAACCCCUCGCAUGAUGUGCAGAGCAUAUUCAGGGUCUACCGCUUUGGACAGAAGAAACCUUGCUAUGUCUACCGGUUUUUGGCUAUGGGCACAAUGGAAGAGAAGAUCUACGAGCGUCAAGUAACAAAGCAGGCGAUAUCUAAACGCGUUAUAGACGAGCAACAAAUAGACCGGCACUACGCAGAAAACGAUCUCGCCGAGCUGUACAAGUUUGAUGCUAAACCUGACGAGCCGCGGCCGCUGCCCACGCUGCCUAAAGAUAGAUUGUUUGCCGAGAUGCUGAAGGAGCAUGAGGCACAGAUCUACAAAUACCACGAGCACGACUCCCUACUGGAGAACAAGGAGGAGGAGACGCUGAGCGAGGAGGAGCGCAAGGCGGCGUGGGAGGACUUCGAGAACGAGAAGAACCGCCCGCCGCCCGCGCCCUUCCCCGCCGCCUGGCCCAUGCACAACGGCAUGGGUGAGGUCCCCGGGCUGCUAGCGCAACAGCAGCAGCAGUUGGCGUACGCAGCACUGGCGGCCAUGCUGCGCAAGGACAUGCCCAACAUCAACGACAACCAGAUCCGAGACAUGCUGCCGCUCAUAUACAACUCUAAUCCAGGGCUGAUGCAGAAAAUGAGUGAAAUAUACAAGUACACUCAACCGGGAAUGAUGAAUUCUGGUAUGAUGAACCCCGGUGUUAUGAAUCCAGCGGCAGGUGGUAUGGGCGGCACGAGCGGGCUGCAGUACGAGCCGCCGUGGCAGCGCCAGCAGCAGCAACAACAACAGAUGCGUCUUCAACAACUCAUGCAACAGAACCAAAUGGGCGCGAAGUUCUACGCGGGCGGGCUCGGCAGCCGCGACCCCGUCGCCAUGGCGCUGCAGCAGCAGCGAGCGCGCGAGAUCAUGCUGGGCGGGCCCGGCGCCGGCCGCCCGCGCGGCCGCCCGCCGCUCGCGCCCCGCCAUCCGCCUGCCCAGGCGCAGGACGUCGUCAAUCUAGACUCCGACUAGACUGGUAGUGAGAGAAGUGCAAUGUGGACCGAUGUGUACAGUGAACGAUAAUAGGUGCUACACUGCUAUAUGGAGUGGGUGUAGUCGCCGCGACUCGCGAGUCUACGCGCUCUGCACUCAGGGUAUCAUCUGGCCAAAAUACACUGAUAUUUUGGAGUGUUAGAACUCCAUAUAUGUAGCUUUUCGCCUUGAGGCUUGCGCUCUUAAUGCUACAUAUCAAGAAUCUCAGUAUUUUAUUUGUAGUUCAGACCAUUUAGAUUUUAGCCGUGUAAUCUCCAUAUAAUUUCCUAACGAAUAAUUGUGGCGUCCACAUAUCAAUGUUACUUCACUUUGUUUCGUUAACAUCAACAACAGCGGAAGCCUAAGGCGUAGUUUAAUAAAUGAUACGGCGCACAAGUUUGGUCAUAUUUUAAGCUUCGUAAUGAUAGUUGUGCUCAGACUUGAAAUGUGACACUUGUGCUUGCGGGAGUUAAUAUUCUACUUUCUGACACUAUGUGUGAGGAUGACAUAGGGACUAUCGAACAAACGAAGCAUCCUAGGGAAGCUACUGGAAACUAUGUUCCUGAUGCUUAUUCAUUAAUAAAACAAUCAAUAAACAUGACAAAAUCUUUAAAUCAAGUAGUUAAAGGAGCCUGGGAACACUGGUUGCAACUAUUCAACCUAUAGCCUACCAAGAGGCGCCAGACUUCAAUACAGUAUGUGGUAGCUAAUAUUCAUAUUGUGUAUAUUUUGUAACUAUCCAAGUGUUUACGAAAAUAAUAUACAGAAUGUGUUUGUAUGUGCUCCUGUCGUAGGAUGCUUCAGGUGUCAGCUUGAUAAAUUUUAACUAUAUCUCUCAGUACAGGAAAUUAGUGAUAAGUUAUAUGUUGGUAGUUAGAAAAACUUCUGUGUGUCUAACAUAGUAGUGGCCGCGAGAGUGCACAUGGAACUGUAUGAUCUUACACAAAUAGGAGUAGUGAUCAAAUGGAGUGCUAAUAUACAUUUUUGUAACAGUGUUUGAAGGUGUGAGACGACACAGAACGAAGUCGGCAUUUGUACUGUGCAUUCCAUUUGUUUGCUAAUCUGUGUCAAGCACCCACUAUGUAACAAUAUAGUGAUAUAUACUCUACAUAUAGUUACUGCAACACCAAUCUAAACUUUAAUGUUAUUCAUUGGUUUGUGUAUAGUAUAAUCAAUAUUUUUGAUUCUAUAAUUACUUUAAAAUGGAACACAAUUAUUAUCAACUUAGCACAUAAAUCAAUAGUAACAUUGAUGUUUAAUUUUAAGAUUAGAGAAAAGUUAUUUUGGUGAAGUUAUCACAUAUUUUGCUGUUUGUGGCACAUCUGAUUUUAAACAGAUCUGUUCUAAAGAAAUUCCCUUAUGAUAGUGUAAUUUAAGUUGAUACAAAUUCUACUCACAUGAAUGACAAGUGACUUGUAGGUGGAGGUUUAUAACAACUCCAAAAUUUAUUCUCGAAUAAGGAUUUGCAAAUGAAUAUAUUUUCGUCUUGCAACUCGUAAUCAGUAGUUAAAAGCAUAAUUCCAAAUACACAAUGACCAUUAUAUUCCAUUUGUUUUAUAGUUUACAAAAAACUGUACUCUUAGAUGUGCUCCCAAAAUAUUACUUAUGUAUUACUGGAAUACAAUACAUACUGUUACUUUGAAACUUUACGUGAAUCACUUUUCGUUUGGGCCUUAGCAAUUGUUAAAUCUAUCUAAAACUUUGUACUGACAUAAAAUCAUAGUGCAGUAUAACUGUGUUUAUUUGCAAAUAGUUUAUUUAGUGUGUCUUGUGCACAUCACUGCGGGAUUAUUUAAGUGAUGUUUAUUUACUGUAUUUAUUUGCCUGAUACUGAACAGGCAGUUUAGUUGUGAUAUUGCCUAAUAUUAAAUUUUUGUAUACGUUUACUUUAAAUCGUCACUGAUGUGACUUAAAUAUUAGAUGCAACAAUCUUAGAGCAUAUAAUUUAGAAUACAUUCAUACCCAUAGCGUAACACAGAAAUUGUAGUGCAUUUCAAUUUGCGAGUUUGGUAUAAUUAUUGAUUUGUGGGAAAUUCUGAUUGUUUUCUUAUAAUUUUGGAUUAUUUUACAGAUUUUUUAUGCUUAAAAUGUUAUUUAUAAUUGUAAUGUUAUUAAUAAAUGAGCAGUAUUUCAGUUAGGUUUAAGUCAUGUUAUAACCAUUAUCACACACAGCCCCAUAGUUUAUUUUUGUUUUUAUACAACUACUAAACAAUAGUGUUGCUACAUGAAUAUUGUGAGGUUGCUACACUCGAGUGAGGACUGCUGUAAUUGUUUUAUUAUUUAUGUAAUAUAUAAUAUAAUUGUAACUGUAGAGAACUUCCUAUUAUUUUGUAGUACAAUCAAAGUAUAAUAAAUGAUUCAGAAAUGUGUAAAA